UCCGUAGGGAGAACAGAAUAUCUCUGCCUAUGUCUUUGCGUGUACGGAGCUUAGAUCGAAGAGGGAUGGCUGGUGGAGCAAUGCACUGGAUUCCAUCAUCGUCGUCGGGUGGAAACAUCAGCACCAACAGAUGCCCGCGAAAUCCGCUUAUCAGAUCUGCAGCUGUUAAUUGUAAGAGAAACGAACAUCCGAUGGUGUGGAAGAAGAAGAGCAAGCCACGGUUGAUUAAGAUAUCGCCGUCGGAUGGGAGAUGGCAUGAUAACUGGACGUGUGACUACACAUUUUCUCUCCAGGAGUUGCAGCUCCAUGACCUCCCUGAUGAUGCUCAUAAGGACACUGAUGUUUGCAUCACCCUCUGCAUCCACAAGCAUGCCGGAUUAGGGCUGUCUGUGGACGGGAAGAUCACAACAUGCUUCACUAGAAAAUGCUGCAAUUGCUGCACCCCCUUUCUAAGAGAGAUCAAUACUACAUUCCGAGUAUGGAUUCUUCCCUCAACAAGACAAGCUAGAUCAGACUCCUCUCAUCAUCUUCCUGAAAUCGGCGGCGAUGAUCCUUCGGUUAUUUAUGUAAGGCCAGGAUAUGAAGCCGAUCUUGAUUCGUUAAUACAAGACACAGUGCGCCUGGCCACCUCUGUUAGGGAAUAUUGCUCAGAAUCAUGUGAGAAAUCCAAACCUAAAUUGCUAUAUGUCGGCGCCAAAAAUAUUGCCUCCAUCGAUAGAAGGUGGUCGAAACUCUUGGAGUUAAAGAAGACUAGACAUGACUUCACAAGUGUUUAAUGCACUGUUGCAUUAGAAAUCAUAUAAAUAUACCGUAUAUAUUUUAUGUAAAUUUUACUAUUGAUUAUAUAGAUAUUUUUAAAUUUGUUUAUACUA
Molecule: messenger RNA, 872 nt
Organism: Andrographis paniculata
Lineage: Eukaryota; Viridiplantae; Streptophyta; Magnoliopsida; Lamiales; Acanthaceae
Product: large ribosomal RNA subunit accumulation protein YCED homolog 2, chloroplastic
Exons: 7
Coding region: 30-776 (248 amino acids)
Source: RefSeq, a predicted model, not a curated record